AUGGAGGGUUUUGCUAAUAAUCUUGGGUGUCUUGGUGCUGUUGUUCAAGCCUGGAUCGAAUUGACACAGGACCGGAAACAAUUGGAAAGUUCAGGAGGCAAUGUUGAGGCUGAAGUGGUAGAGAAUGUGGAUGUUGCAAAGAAGAACAAAAAUGUUAUGAUUGCUGGUGAUGGUACGGAUUUCAACAUCGUAACUAGUAGCCUCAGUGUUUUGGAUGGAUCUACAACCUUUAGAUCUGCUAGCUUGGACCAGAAAAGCACCAAGCUGCGGCUCUCAUUGCAAGGAGCCUAUGGCAAACCAAAGAACAUGAAAAAGUUCCUACGUGCUGUAGUUGUGCAAUCUUAUAUUGGGGGACUUGUUAAUCGUACCGUUUGGGCAGAAUGGAGCAUGGAUUUUGCAUUAAAAACAUUGUAUUAUGGCAAGUCUUCAAAUAGCAAGCCAGGUGCAGGUGUUAGCAAAAGAGUGAAUCGGCCUGGAUAUCAUGUCAUUAGUGAUCCAAAUGAGGCCAAGCAAGUCACUGUGGCAGAGCUGAUACAAGGAGGAGCCUGGCUAGAAUCCACUGGAGUUUCUUUUACUCAAGGACUGUAA
Populus euphratica (Euphrates poplar) is the source of this 588-nucleotide messenger RNA. Its product is annotated as pectinesterase 3-like. The record is from RefSeq and is a predicted model, not a curated record. The transcript has 5 exons. Gene Ontology annotation, biological process: cell wall modification. Gene Ontology annotation, molecular function: pectinesterase activity. NCBI's taxonomy places the organism in Eukaryota, Viridiplantae, Streptophyta, Magnoliopsida, Malpighiales, Salicaceae. The coding region runs from base 1 to 588 and encodes 195 amino acids.